AGCAUACCCACCGCCAGCUCCACCUCUUCUCGUCGCCAAUCCUCCAGCAGCACGCGCAUACAUUGCCAUCGCCAUCGCCAUCGCCUACCUCGACAACGGGCGUAACUCUCACCGACCAUGACGUCCGACCGCCCAGGAAGCAGCAACCCCGAUGUGAAUUCCUUUCUGGAGAAGUGGAAGGAAUUCAAUGACGAGCAAACAAAAGAGGAUCUGGAACGAAGCCGGCGGCUGGAAGAACAGAUUGCAGCAGAGAAGAGGGCAAGGAUGGAGAGGAGGGCUGCGCGUACUCGGUCCUUAUCACCGGAUAAAGGGCGGACAACCAGGAAUAUCAUUGGCACUAUCGUGGAGGAUGAGUCGAGCGAAACAACAAGAGGACGCUCGAUUGAGAAUACAAUGGCUAAACUGACUGGCGGUCCGGCUGCAACGAACACACAACCGAAAUCACCGGAGGUGAAAGCAGCAUACAGGCGCACAAUGCCCGCCCUCGCUCCCCCUACGUCCUCAUCAUCUUCAGUUGAACCAACAAAAGCACCUUUACGCUCAACGGACGCCCCUAAAUCCCCCGACAACGCCUCGAAACCUACGAACCGGGGCAGGGCAGCAGACGUGUUGAGCGCACGAACCCCAGACUUCUUUCGACAGUCACGCACGAACACGCUUGGUAUGAGGAAGAGUCCAGUACCGGAGUUUGCGGCUGGGAACACUGAGUCGGUAGGAGCUGGUGUUGCGAGUGUUCUACGUGGAAGGGAAGGAGCGGGAAGAGUGGGCAUGGCCUUGCCCGGCCUGAGUGACCUUAAACCGAAAAAGGAGGAGGCCGUACCACAGGAAAGGAUUUCCAGAAACGGAUUGGGAAGAAGCGUGAAACGGGAGACGUGGAUCAAAGAUGAAGAACCAAAGGCGGAGAAAGUCCAGGAAACGCCGAAGUCAACGCCUCAGAAGCCGAUCAUUGCCGCAAAGAAGCCCGUAUUUUCACCGACCUCUGCUCCAUCAACCUCCGAUGAACCGCAGCCCGAGCCAGCAGACUCCGCUGUAUCAGCGGCCUCGGUUUCCUCCCUCACCUCCAGUGUAGCAUCCAGUACCAUGUACAAGAUGCCAUUGUCGGGUUUAGCGUCGUCGGAAUCGAAAAACCCCAGCGCCUCUUGCCCGGGAACAGGAUCCUCUACAAGUACAACCCCUACUAUAACCGCGGCUCCUUCAUCACCUGUUGCCCGCUCAAGUCCAUUCGCCAGAUCCAACAGUAGGAGCCCCGAACGUACCCGUUCGCGUGGAUCUGCUCCCAACUCGCCUAGCAGGGAACGCAUGGCGCUUGGAUCGGUACCAUCAAGUCCAAGUCGUGAGCGCAUUGAAAGUGGUGUGAGUUUACCAUGGAUGAUGCCGGACCGUCCUUCUUCGCCGUUGAAAACCGAUUCGGCCUUUUCGCCCCGUGUCUCAAGCACAGAGGCGACGAGUUUGAGUGAACCUGUGAAGCGCACGUCAUCUUUGAUUGCUCCGUUGAAGGUUAAGGAAGAGGAGGCUCAGGUGAAUAGGACGACGAGCUUGAACUCUCCGGAACGCCAGCGCUCGCCGACCCGUAUCACCACGUCUCUUUCUGCACCGGAACCCAAAGCCAGUACCCCUGAGAUCAAGAAGUGGACGCCGGCUGCCGCACGUGCGACUUGGUUCGAUAAGGCACUGCAAAGUCCAACGAAGGCCGAUAAACGAGAAGCCCUAGGGCUGGGUAUUGGCGGGAUGAAACCAAGCCCGAGUAUCAGGGAGAAGCCUGUCGCUAUGGGAUCUCCGAAGCCGGUCCCCGCGCCCAAAGAGGUUCCUAAGAUGGGAUUGCUGGGCGGUUCCGCUAGAUCGCUCAAGGCAGGGGUGAAAGAGUCAUCCAAACCUACGUUGGCGAAGAAGCCAAUUGUCAGCCCGAGGCAGACCGUUAGAGAGGCUCCUCCGAAACUUCCAGAUUUGGGACUUUCUGCUGCUCCCGCUUUGCCCAGCUUCUCAUUUGAGGAGUCCGAAAAGGCGGAUGCGAUUGCUUGCCUUCCUCAACCCAAGGUGGCUCCCGUCUUCGGCGGCGUUGCAAAGAAGUCGUCGCUUGCUGACAGGUUCAAUCCUGCUCUUGCCGGCAUGCUCGCUAAGCCUGGCAUAAACCCCAUGAUGGGAGGUCAUGCGCUUAAGAAGGCUGCAACGGCGCCUGCUGAGAUGGUUCACGAGCCUAAAAGUGAGAAGGACGAGACAACGUCCGGAGAGUUGAAGCAUAUGACAAAGGGUCGCGCAAGAGGCCCGAAGCGCCGAGCUCCUACAAAAGCUAAGUCUGUCCCAGAGCCGGAACCUGAGGCAGCUGAGAACACGCUGAAACCUGCAAGGUCUCAGAACCUCCGUGCUGCUUCUCCUCCUGCGUGUGCGCAACUGGGCGUGCCGGCGAGAAAGGAACAGAGUGAUACGGCUAAUACGGCAGUGCUGAUGAGUGCAUGGCAGGAGGCUUUGAAUAAGGAGACGGAAAAGAGGGCGAGAGGAAGUGUUAUGGCCAUCUGGGAACAACGUAAUGAAAACAAGGAGGAAAGGCCAGAGGUUCAGGUUACUCCAGGGAGGAAGGAUGCCACAAUUGUUACGCCCAAGCCCAGCUUGCCUACGUCUGAGAGGAAGCCUGUGGUGGCUCGCAAGCCGUCCUUCCCCAGCCCAGAACAGAAUCGGCCCUUCAUUUCUUCUAAGCCGACAGUGGGUAAGAUUGCCUUCAACCCGGUCCAAGCCGAAGAGCGCAAGGUCGCAAUGAAGACUGUCGGUUGUGCCUCAAUUGCAGAGCGUCCUCCGGUCGCAGACUUUGCGAAGCAGAUGGAAGUCAAGCUAGGCUCUCCGUCUCGAUCGCCGAGCACGAAGAGCGAGAAUGAGAAAGCCCCCGUUCCUGGACUGGCAAAGAGGGUACCGGUCAGUCAACUGGCAAAGCAGAUGGAAGUGCUUCCCGGGGAGGACAAGGGCGAGCAGGAGGAGAGCAAGCCGGUAGGGCCCAGGGGUCCUAGAGGUCUUCCUCCUGUUGCUAUCAUGCCGAUCUCAAACAUAGAGGUCGACAGGCCGGUGGAGAGGCCCGUUGAAAAGACCGAGGAGCCGAAGCUUGAGGAAAAGGCUAAGGAGGCCUUGGAGGAGCCUGCUGUUAAACCUGUGGAGAGGGAGCAGGAAAGAGACGUCCAACAGCAGUCUGCCCCUGCACCGGCACCGGCACCAACACCAACAUGGAAGCCUGUGCCUGCACCGGUCAAGGUCAUUGAGAAGGAAAAGCAGGCUGCUCCGGCGUCUCCCAAGCUGGUUGCUCCGCUGUCGCCCACCAAGACCCAAAUUAGUCGUUUCGAAAGCGCUGUACCACUAUCUCCUUCCUCUUCGGUACCUCAAUCGCCUACCAGGACAGAACUCAAUCGCUUUAAGGUGGCAUCCGGUUCGGUCAAGAGUGUUGCUGAGAGAUGGGCGCAAGCGACUUCCCCGACUCCGGUCGAACGUGGUCGGCCAGAGCCCAUUGCUUUGCCUACGCGAGAGAGGUCUCUUUCCCCGAAGAAAAGGGAGCCCGAGGCGCCUGUGAAGCUGGAAAGACUCGCGACGUCUGCCGAGACCGAGGACAAGACCGUUGCUACCGUCUCGCAGCCAAAGCCAGAGGUAGUCGUCGCACCGAAGCCCAUCCUUGCAGCUAAGCCUGACCUCUCGCCCAAGAAAGUUGAGAUGCCAGCGAAGACUAAAGUUGAUGAAAAGAUCGUGGCACCGGCACCUGCAGCUGAGGAGAAACCCGCCAUCGUCGCACCCAAGCCCGCCAUGACCCCGCCGUCUCCUCAGAAAAUCAUCUCUUCCUCACCCAGAUCUCGUUCUGCCAGUCCAACGAAAAUGCCGAAGACUUCAUCUUAUAAGAACAUCUCUGGCUUUCUCCGCGGCUGGUCCGCGAAGCCUUCCGUGUCUCGGAUUGACGUCGCUCCGAUCCAUGCAAACAAGCCUGUGGAUGUGAACGAGUCCAAGGAACGUCUUCUUGCGCAAGGCUGGGUUAUUGAAAACGGUCGCAGCGUGUCUAUCCCUCUUGAGGAGCAGCAUGUACUGUUUGAGAAUGAUCUCAUGGUGUAUCUUUACGUGUACAAGGAUGAGAGUGAUGAGGAAAAAUCCACUGUCUUCGUCUGGACUGGUCGUGGCUUUGACGGCAACCAGGCCAAUGGGCGUUCCUUCGCUGACAGGGUGGCUAGGGAGCACGGUGCUGAGGUCGUCUCUAUAUUCCAAGCCAAAGAACCCGGAUCCUUCCUCCGAGCUUUGGGUGGGGUUAUGGUAACUCGACGCGGUCCGCGGAAGCGUUACGAUGCUGGAGACUCUUUCAUGUGCAUCGUUCGCCGAGUGUUUGGUGGUGUUGCGUGUGAGCAAGUCGACCUUCACGGAUCCCAGCUUUCAUCGGGUUACGCCUUCGUGAUCUCCGUGAUCGGUCAGGUCUUCGUCUGGCAGGGUGCUGGUGCUCAUCUCGAUGAGGUUAAUGCCGCUCGAAAGAUCGCGCAGGAGGCAGCCCAGGACAACACCAUCGUUGACGUUCGCGAAGGUGCAGAACCGGACGUGUUUCUUGAUGCUUUGGGCGGAGGGGCUAAGUACGCAAGUGCCAGCUUCUGGGCGAAGAAGCCUGAUCAUGAAAACUACAUGGUCCGCCUGUAUACCAUUGAACUCGGUAAUGCGAAUGAGAUCUUCCCAUUCGAUCAGUCUGAUCUGCGUCCGGACAAUGUUCAUGUCAUCGAUGGCUUCUUUGAGAUGUACGUGAUCGUAGGACGUGAUGCCAGAGGAAAGCAUGAAGACAUCCAACUUGCGUGCGACUUCGCAAAAGACUACACAAAGCACGCAUUCAGAGCUGACGGUCGUCCGUUCAUGCCGGUUGCUACUGUACUGUACCCGCCUUCGUCUGUGCCUAGGGAACUGCGCAUCAAUAUUCGCGGCUGGAAGGACGAAACUUCGCCGCUCGUCUUUUCAGGUCAAGCUGCCAGUUUGCAGCGCAAAACGAGUUUGAGGAUGAGAAUCUUGCCCCUUGACAGUGCGGUAGCCACGUUGAAGAAGGAGACUUUCCCAAUUAAGGAGCUGAAGGGCGAUGAUCUUCCCCUGGGUGUGGACGCAGAUCGCGUGGAGGAUUGGCUGAAUGAAGAAGAUUUCCAGAGUGUAAUGGGUAUGAAGAGGGACGGAUACAAUGCAUUGGGGGAUGGUGAACGGAAGAGGGUGAGAAAGGAGGGAUUGGAAAUGAUGAGACAGUUCAACUUCUGAGGAAUGCCCAGAAGUGAACUACCAUUGAUUUGCUGUGCUUAUAGGCAUUUGUGAUAUCCUUUGAUCUAGUAUUUAUUAUACAUAAUAGAGUCUGGUACUCGACUUCCU
Saitoella complicata NRRL Y-17804 is the source of this 5343-nucleotide messenger RNA. RefSeq lists its product as uncharacterized. NCBI's taxonomy places the organism in Eukaryota, Fungi, Ascomycota, Saitoellomycetes, Saitoellales, Saitoellaceae. Gene Ontology annotation, biological process: cytoskeleton organization; actin filament severing; barbed-end actin filament capping. Bases 118 to 5235 code for a protein of 1705 amino acids. The transcript has 2 exons. The record is from RefSeq and is a predicted model, not a curated record. Gene Ontology annotation, molecular function: phosphatidylinositol-4,5-bisphosphate binding; actin filament binding.